AUGUGGGAAUUAGUGGUUCAUGAGGACGUACGAAGAGGAGCGUACCGAAGAAGAGAGGAAGAAGAGGAAGUCACGUGCGUGAGAAGAUCAUCCUCGAGAAACAUUAUUGACUUCCAAGGAUAUCGUCUUCGUUCGGUACAGAAUACCAGCGAGAGCAUCGCCGAGAGGACGUCGAAAAAGAUCAAGAAAGAUUAUCAUUACGGCAGUGUAUUGCCGCAAGACUUCACGCCAAAACCUCCUAUUGGAGAACAGUGCAAGACUUCACGCCAAGACUUCCUAUCGAAAGACAGCGCAAGGCCAUUAUACGCGAACGACGCCGUUCGUCGGGUAGAGAACAGCUGGUGGCCCAGCGACCAGAACGAAGGGAGUCACGCGAUAAGGGAGCGUGAUAACAACAGCGCGGUGGCGGGUGAACUGGUUUCUCGCAUCGCGGGCUGCCUGAAUAUGGCGGGUUACCUGAAAGCGGCGGGCGCAACCUGCGCCUCGACCGGAAACCCUCAUCAAUACCAUCCACACGGUCAUCCGAUGGGAGUCGGCACCCAUCCGCAUCCUCACUCACAUCCGCAUCCCGGUGCGCAUCCCGGUUUGCCGUCGCACUUCGCCCUCACCCCGCACGCUCAUACGCAUCAUGCGCUCGAGCAUGGAUUGGCAGCCGCAUUCCCACAAGCAAAUCAGCAAAUUUCUUACGUACCAAACCAACAAAUGAAUUACCAUCAAUUUGGCAAUGGGAUUAAACACAGGACACACAGAUACCAUCCGUACUACGUUCGCGAAGGAAUGAAUCAACGCAAGCAACGUCGCGAGAGGACGACCUUCACCAGAGCUCAGCUGGAUGUGUUGGAGGGACUAUUCUCGAAAACGAGAUAUCCGGACAUCUUUAUGCGAGAGGAGGUUGCUCUUAAGAUCAACCUGCCAGAGUCGCGAGUCCAGGUUUGGUUCAAGAAUCGUCGAGCCAAAUGCAGACAACAAUUGCAACAACAUCAACAACAGCAACAGCAGCAGCAACAGCAACAGCAGACCCCUCCGUCGAAGGGUUCGCCCAGAUCAAAUCAGAAUCACAGCAACAGCAGCACCGGAAGCAGGAUAUCGACGAGCUCGUCGACGACGCCUAGUAGACGAUCUUCCCCAGAUUCACCGGUGCAAGGUAGGGACGCACCAGUAGCGGGAAACUCACCUUUGUCGACCCCGCUCCUGUCGACUCAAUCGACGUAUCCUCGAAAUGUUGGAACGACGCCAACCGGUGGCAGCGGGGCCAACAGCAAUCUGACGACCCCAUCGCCGCCACUGACACCGAGCUCCAACCAACUGCAACCAUCGUCCUAUCCAAGUGCGAUGAAUCAAAUUCAUCAUGGCGAGACUUACAGCUUCGGCUGGAGCUCGGCGGGGUCCGCUUCUGUGAAUCACAGCCAAUACGCUGGUCAAGGUUACAAUGCUUACGCUCAAACCUCGAGCGUAUACGGUGGUGAUUAUUAUCAGGCUCAGAUCCCCCACAUGCACCAUAGCCCGCAGACUAACUACCAUCAUCCGCAAUAUCAUCCUAACAUGACGCUCACCCCGUCCAUGUCACAUCUGACUAGUCAUCACCUGAAUCCAGUGACUAGUCAGACGCAAGCUACUAGCAACGAUAUAGCGGCUGCUGCUGCCGUCGCUGCUGCUGCUGCCGCGUCGGGUGACGAUGCCGGUUACGUGCUGCCUGAUCAGAAGUAUCCGCCGUUAGUAUAGCGGUCCAGCAGGUCCUCCGGGAUCUUUCAGCGGGGUCAGGAAACCGCGAGCACGGCCGGCACCUCGAUGCCCUAUCAUUGGCGACUGAACACGGCGAUUUGUCACGAGAUCAACGGUAAUCUGGAUUCCGACGACAAUUAAUCAUACAGGAGAGGGACUUCGCCAAAGCAACAGUAGAUAUGCUCCAGACUUGAUGGGUAUGAUAAUUCGAACCAUUGCGCGAAUUAGUUACACAAACUUUCUGCAUCCGAAAUGGACUGUGACGAUAGAUAUUAGCUAAUAUCGCAACAAUCUCGCGUACGUAUCUCACUAAACUUAAAAGAACAAUAAUGUUCGUGGUAAUUUAAUUUUAAUUUGAUAUCAUUUUAUAAUUGUUUCAAAGAAUUUUCUCAGACAACGCACGUGCACAUGCGAAUAAAGUUGAGAAACAAACUAUAAAAAUAUACAGGAUGAAUCUCAGUAUUUGUGUGAGCAAUAUCUCUUUUAUCUAUAGCA
Molecule: messenger RNA, 2217 nt
Organism: Acromyrmex echinatior (Panamanian leafcutter ant)
Lineage: Eukaryota; Metazoa; Arthropoda; Insecta; Hymenoptera; Formicidae
Product: orthodenticle 1
Biological process (GO): regulation of transcription by RNA polymerase II
Cellular component (GO): nucleus
Molecular function (GO): DNA-binding transcription factor activity, RNA polymerase II-specific; RNA polymerase II cis-regulatory region sequence-specific DNA binding
Source: RefSeq, a predicted model, not a curated record